AUGAUCAGAGGCAAGUGGACAGAGAGGAGCUUGCUGCCUUCUGAAUCCAACUUCCCACGGAGAGAGACGAACGCGUAUGCUGGUGCAAACGCGCUGACGGCCUUCUCCGGCCCGCCAAACGCUCACGCGAAGGCCACCGAUGUCCUGGCUUCGCCGCAGUCCCUUCCACCUUUCGCCCAACUAGCUGGAGGCGUACGCGCGGCCGGAGGCGCGGCGGCGGAGGCAGGGGCCCCGGGGGGACCUGGCGCGGCGGCGGGGGGAAAGCGAGGCAGGGGCGAAGGAGGAGACGCAACUGGAGAUAGAACGAAAAAGAGCAGAAGGCGCGUGAAGCAGCAGGGAGAGGAAGCCUUAGGAGCCGACGUCGGUCCGGCGACAGACGCAUGGGUGCCUGUGUCUCCGCCGACGUCGCAGCCUCCCGCGAAACGAGCGCGGGCCACGAAGAAAGAGACUGAUGGGCAUGUGGGGCGGGAAUGCAGAGAGAAGAAGGGGACACGGAGGUCUCGCGGGACGGCGAGUCAGCAGGGGAGGAAGAGACAGAAAGAGCGACGAGAGAAGCAAGAGACAGAAGGGCCGGCUGGCACCCCUGGCCGACAACGGAGACUCAGUGGAGACGCUAAUUGCAAGGCUGGGCGAACGAACGAACACACAAAACUGUCUGCCUCUCAAGCGAAGGGAAGAGCUGGAACGGCAUCUGGGAAGAACGAGGCUGAGUUCGACGAUCAGCCUUUCUCCUACUCGGACUCGCAUCAAGCAACCUCCUCUAGCUCUUGCUCUCGUCCUUCCAUCUCGUCUGUCUCUGCUGCUGCCUCAUCGUCUUCUUUGUCUUUGUCUGCGUCCUUCGCGUCUGGCAACCCUCACCCCGACUCCGGAGGUGGAUGGAGGGCCCCCGGUUACCCGCGGGACAUUGACGUUCUUCCGUCAGGGCUGCGCUGCAAUCUCAACGCUCAGCUCGCCUCCCUCGCUGCGUCCGCCUCUUCUUUGUCUUCUUCCUCUGCUUCCCCUUCGUCCUCUGUUUUGUCUUCCUCCGCCUCGUCGGAAAGCCUGUCUCUCGCGCGCUAUCGCAAGCUGCCUGUGUCUCUCUUGGGAGGUCUCCUAGGGCCGGCCGGCCUCGCGACGGCGCGCGAAGAGGAGGCGAGAGACAGGCGCCUGCAGGAGGCGAGAGCGAAGGCGAGCAGGAGCGGGUGCGGAGACACGAACGGUGCCGGCGAAAGAAGGGCGGCGGCUGCCUCGUCUCCGUUGACAGUGGCGGCCUUUGCCCGUCUCCACCGCGACUGCGUCGCGCAUCGCCUCCCGCCCGCACCUCCAGUCGGCGCGUCGCCGCGUCUGCCGCCUUCCGGCGCUCUGCGAAAAGGGGAGAAAGCCUCGCCGUUCGGUCCGCCCCGAGACGCUGCGCGCGACGAAGAGAUCGAGAAGUUCGAGACGCGGGACGUCCUGCAAGAGCUGCUCGAUCAGGCGCGCGCAAAGGCGGAGCGCCGGAAGCGCGAACGCAUGCAGGCUCUGGAGAGACAGCGAGAGGAAGCGCUGCGGCUGGAGCGAGAGACGCAGGCCGCGAAGGCGCGCGAGUCCGCAGAGACAGCUUACGCGAGAGGAGACGCUUUCCGAGCCGACGAAGCCUCCACGGUCCCUUCGGAGUCGCGAGCAAAGCGGAUUCUCGUGGGGCCGCAUGCGUGCCUUUCAGGGCGCUCGUCAGAGGCGCGAUUUCAGCCAGACGAGGUCGAUUUGUUCGGAGACAGAGACGUCCCGCGUUUCAGCCGGGAGGCCAGCGCAGCGCCGCAUGCGACGGCUUCUGUGUCUGCCGCGUCAGCUGCGUCGCAGCCCUCUCACGCGUCCGUCAGCUCGGGCGCGUCCUCGACCUUCCGCAGCAACUUCCGAGUCGGCCGCGACGACUACGACGCCUGGGCCGCCGGGAAUGUGCGCGUCAACACGGCGAGCCGGAACUGGGAAGGCGACCGGAGCUUCGAGUGGGACUCGAAGAUCCACCAGUGCAACCAGGAGGUUUUCGGCAACCGCUCCUUCAGGCCCAUGCAGCGCGCGAUCAUCAACGCCGUGCUGAGCCAGCGCGACGUUUUCGUCAUGAUGCCGACCGGCGGCGGGAAGUCGCUCUGUUUCCAACUCCCUGCGGUCGUCUCGGGAGGCGUCACAGUCGUCGUGAUGCCCCUAGUCUCCCUCAUCACGGACCAGCUGGAGCAGAUGCAGCUGCUGAAUGUGGGCUGUCGCGCCUUCGCCGCCAAUCAGCCCUGGGAGGAGCAGAAGGCAGUCUACGACGAACUGCGCCGAGGCGACGGGGAAAUCAAUCUUCUUCUGGUGACCCCUGAGAAGCUGAAGGGAAGUUCGCUGCUGCGCUCCUGUCUCCACGAGCUCAACCGCGAGGGCCGCCUCGAUCGCUUCGCCAUCGACGAGGCGCACUGCGUGAGUCAGUGGGGCAACGACUUCAGGCCCGACUACCGGCAGCUCCAGAGUCUCCGAGAAGAGUACCCAAACGUCCCGCUUGUUGCCUUGACUGCAACGGCCACGAAGGCGGUCCUCCAGGACGUGAUUGCGCAACUCAGAAUGCAGGAGCCUGUCGUCUUCCAAGGAUCUUUCGACCGGCCGAACCUCAGGUACGAGGUCAGACCCAAAGUGACGAAGCGAAUUAUUGAAGACAUCGCCACAACCAUCAAAACCGAAUUUGACGGUCUCUCAGGCAUUGUCUACUGCUUGAGUCGACGAGAGUGCGAACGCGUCGCGGAAGGCCUUCAGAAGCAUGCAAGAAUUUCGGCUGGUUUCUACCAUGCUCAGCUUGACCCGGAAAAGCGCGAAGAGAUCCAGCGAGACUGGAUGAACGACGACAUAAAGGUGAUUGUUGCGACAUUGGCCUUCGGCAUGGGUAUCAACAAGCGAGAUGUGCGAUUUGUCAUUCACUGCGCUAUGCCCAAGUGCCUCGAAAACUUCUAUCAGGAGUCUGGUCGAGCGGGGCGAAACGGCGACGAAGCCUCUUGCAUUCUGUUCUACAACUACCACGACAAGCAGCGGCAAUCGCACCUGAUUCAGCUAAACAGCGCUGACGGUCCUUCAGGUUGCCGGAGACACGACGACGGCCAGGCCUCUCGGAACGAGGAAAAUCUCCUGCCGAUGCUGGCCUACUGUGAAGAGGAAGACGAAUGCAGAAGGCGGUUCAUCCUCAGGCAUUUUGGCGAAGACUUCCGAGGGACAUGCGCGGUCGCCUGCGAUAACUGCCGACGAAGAGCCACGCGCGUCGGGCCGCCGAGAGUCAUGCGGUGCGCCGACGAAGUCGCUCAGAUCCUCGACCUCGUUCGUCGUUGCAAAGCUGACUGUCCUAGCUUCCCUCUCACGCUGUCUUCUCUCCGCGAUCUUCUUCUCGGGAAACGAAAUACGCGCCGCGGAGCUGACGUCGAGCGACUGCCCCACUUCGGCUUAUUAGCGAAGAGAGCGUGGAGCCCAGAGACAGCCUUUCGCCUGUUAAAACGCCUCAUCAUUCACCAGAUCCUGCACGAGCGUUGCGUCACCACAAGCUCCUCUGGAGGCUCGUCAGGCUUCUCGGGGUUCACCGCGUAUGUCGAUUUAGGCCGACAGGCCGGACAGGCUUCCAGCUGCGUCUCUGCCUGGACUCUACCGCUCCUUGGAGUAGACGGUGCGUCGCGGGAGAAGCGCGGGGGGGCUGCGCCUAGCCGCCAAGGCGACAGGAAGCGAAGCGUCGAGGGGAAAGGUUGGCAGACGGCGAAAAAGCGGAGACUGGACGGGGCGGACUCCGGAGACAGGCUUUUUCCUGGGGACGCGACUUCCACGCUCUCGCCUCCGUCGUCUCCCGCCCGCUCGCUUUCUUCGUGGGCGACUUCGAGCGCGGCUCUCAGGGCCCAGGCCGGCGCCGCCAGUGCGACAGAGGAAUUGCAUGCGCUCGCCGGCAAGGCACUCCCGGUUGCGGGGUUCGAAUCGAAAGGCGCUCUCAAGGCCCCGAUGCGUGGCCCGUCAGGGAGACGCCAGGGGGGGAGUUCUCCCUCAGCUUCGGUCGCUUCUGCAGAUCGCCGGCCGGCUCUUCCCCAGGCGCUUGCAGCUGAGGGCGGGGCGCCUCGUGAGGGAUCUCGUGGAGAAGAUGCUGACGCGCGGGCGUGGAAAGAGAGAGGCGAAGAUGCGAGCACGAGUCGCGGCGCCCAACCGGUAGGCGGGGGACCACUGUCGGAGGCGCAAAGAAGCGAACUGAAAGGGAAACUGCACGAGCUUCGCAAGGAGUCCGCCAAGGUGUAUGGCAUCAAGAACUCAUCGUCGAUCGUCAGCCUUCAGGGCCUAGAACAGAUGGUCACGCACCUCCCGAGGUGUCGCGAAGACCUCGAGGCGCUCGAACUGCCUGAUUUCAAGAGCCAAUAUAAGCUGAACAAGUACAGCACGGUCUUUACUGAUGCGAUUCGCCAGUACAUCGUGGAGCGGAAUCUCGAGGGAGUCCUGCGUUCCUCAGGCGCUGUGUCAGGGAGGCCUGGCUCGCCUCGGCGCGGGCCGGGGAGUGUAACUACAGACACUUUGGAUUUCAUCAGUCGCGUCCAACAGCGCGCGGAGCCUUCGCGCGAAGGCUACAUUCGCAUCGGCGGCGAUACCGUUUCCUCUGGACAGAGCAGCGGAACUGUCGACGCCCGGUGGGUACGCCCCAUGAGUCUCGCUGAGCGCAUUGGCGACCGAGCCGCGCGCGUGCACGAGAGCGAUGCCGGCGGUUCCGCGGUCUCAGGCAGCGGCCCAGCGCGGGUUUCCUCGCACCAUCGAGCUGCUUGUUCUUCGUCGAAGUCUUCGUCGCUGGCGGCAGACUCCAGCAUCUCGCGGCGCAAAGGCCGAGCGGGGCGUGCGGAACCGGGAGGCUGCGAGCUUUUGGAGACGCGCACCACGACGGCGGUCUGCCUCGGCGGUCCUCGACUCGUCGGCGCGUCCCGAUAUUUCGCGGACAAAAACAAAGAGAACACCAAACAAGCAUCUACAUCGAUAUUCAAUAACCCUGUGCCGCACGCAGCCGCAUGGCCUCAUGAGGGGAACACUGAGGCGAAGGAGAGACAGAAUCGCGCUUCGCGAUCAGCGAGUUAUGUCAGUGUAGAAGAACUAGACGAUUUCACUUUUCUCUAG
Neospora caninum is the source of this 5100-nucleotide messenger RNA. RefSeq lists its product as hypothetical. NCBI's taxonomy places the organism in Eukaryota, Apicomplexa, Conoidasida, Eucoccidiorida, Sarcocystidae. Gene Ontology annotation, cellular component: nucleus; cytoplasm; chromosome. The transcript is spliced from 17 exons. Bases 1 to 5100 code for a protein of 1699 amino acids. Gene Ontology annotation, biological process: double-strand break repair via homologous recombination. The record is from RefSeq and is a predicted model, not a curated record. Gene Ontology annotation, molecular function: four-way junction helicase activity; nucleic acid binding; 3'-5' DNA helicase activity.